AUGGAAGCUGCCUGGGCAGCCGCUCAGACGCGACUGGCAGAGAUUCGUGCUCUCGGCUUGGGCAGCGGUCCCUCAAAGCGUACAAUUCGCGUUGGUCAGCUUGAUGCGGAGCUUCUUGACCAAGAGUUAGUGCAGCUUUUGCAAGAGCCGGUCGCCAAAGCACUCAAUUCACCACGGUGGACACCAGAACUCUCCCUUUUCAUUCGGAUGAUGCUAUAUAAGCUUUCCGUAUGGGACUCCGGCGCAACUUAUGGCGCAAAACUUCAGGACUUGCGAUACACAAUUCCUCGUUCUCCAAGCCGUCUGGCUCUUUCGCCUUCUGGCUUGCCGCGAAGGACAUUGCUGAUCCAUGCAUUCCUCACCGUCAUCGUUCCGUAUUUUCAUACCCGAAUUCGCUCCCACGCUCUAUCCCGAGCAUGGCCAGACGCACCUUCGUCAGAUCGGCGACGCAAAAUAUGGGACAUCCUCGUCUCUUUGGAGUCGGUUCAUGCACUAGUCGCACUGCUCAGUUUCGUUGCCUUCCUAUGGGACGGGAGGUUCCGGACUGUCACCGACCGCCUGCUAAAAAUGCGUCUUACUCCCUCAAGAAAGCUCAUCAAGCGCGAUGUUAGCUAUGAGUUUAUGAACCGCCAGAUGGUCUGGCACGCGUUCACGGAAUUCUUGCUCUUCCUCCUCCCUCUUCUCAACGCCAAGAGCCUACGACGAAGACUCUCGAGACUGAAAACUACCCUGACGCCAUCUUUCCUUCGUGGCACAACUGAAUCUAAACUUAAAACAACUAGAGGGAAGUACUGGUCGUUGCCCCAAGACCAGUGUGCCAUCUGUGCCGAAAACGCGUCCUUUAAUCUCAAUCUUGCGGACCCUACAAACGCUUUGACCUCCCUGACAACUUCCGUUGGCCCUUCAGAGGAUGGAGAACCCCCUCUUUACCCUAUCUAUACGCCAUAUGUUGCGUCUUGCGGGGAUGUGUUCUGUUACCAUUGCAUCGCCGAGCGUAUCAUGCGUGCAGCAGACGAAGAGGAUGGACAGAAAUGGGAAUGUCUCCGGUGUGGUCAACCGGUUGAGAGUGCAGACCGGUUAAUCGUUGAACCAACCGGCAGCGAUCACGAGCUCAGUGACUACGACUUUAGCAGCGAUAUCACUGAUUUGUCAAGCUCAAUGGUGUCCAUGGGCAGUUAUAGUGAAUCUGUAUUGUCUGAAUCCUAG
Molecule: messenger RNA, 1206 nt
Organism: Mycena indigotica
Lineage: Eukaryota; Fungi; Basidiomycota; Agaricomycetes; Agaricales; Mycenaceae
Exons: 3
Coding region: 1-1206 (401 amino acids)
Biological process (GO): protein import into peroxisome matrix
Cellular component (GO): peroxisomal membrane
Molecular function (GO): zinc ion binding
Source: RefSeq, a predicted model, not a curated record